UUGCCGUUACCAUAGCGACUAGGCCUCCGGCAGGGAAAUCCUAGCUGCCUUGACAACAUCCUUGGGCAUCCGCAGCUCCGGAGGCCCCGGAAACUGACGGCCUUUGCAGAGCUCGGCCGGUGGUGUAGUUCCCAUCAUUCUCCAGAAGCCGCACAUCAGCAAGGAGGUGUAAGAAAGAUCCCUUCCGAGAUCGCGGAUAACUUCAGUCUGGAGUGAAUCAGAUGCGUCUGCUUACUAGCCAGGAUUCCAGUGAAUUAUGCCUUUUCGGUUUGGGACCCAGCCAAGGAGGUUUCCAGUGGAAGGAGGAGAUUCUUCAAUUGGGCUAGAACCAGGCCUGAGUGCCAGUGCUGCCUGUAAUGGGAAAGAGACAUCACCCAAUAGGCAACUCCGAAGAUGCCCUGGAAGUCAUUGCCUGACAAUAACUGAUGUUCCCAUCACCGUCUAUGCAACAAUGAGGAAGCCAUCUGCACCGAGCAGCAAGGAAAUGCAUCCCAAAUAGCAUCAUUAAGUCUUGUGUCGAGGGUUGACUAGGUCAAGGGUGAUGGACCAGCAUCAUCUUACGGUCUGUCUGGUAAUCAAAUAAAGGGGGAGGCGCUGCGCAGGUGAUGCCAACAGCUGAAUAUCUGAUUUUAAUUAAAACGAACAACGUAUUCAGUAGGGCACACAUGAUGAUAAGCCAUUGGUUACAUCUGACAAGACAGAACACUUCACACUUACAAAGUACCUUAGAGAUCAUCUUGCUCACAGAUUACUAGUUCUGAAAAUUCAAGAUAAAACCUGAUCCAUGGUGGUCAUAAUGCCAGAUUCUCAGAGCUUAUACAGAGCUGAGAGGCAUUUGAAUUUUUAUUAGUUAAAGAGAAGAGGUCAUCCAUAAAUGUGGGCUCUGAGUCCUGACUCUGUAGGUCCAAACUACCUGUAUGAAGAGAGACAGUAUAACUGUACCAAAGCUUGAAAAUAGAUGAGGCGCAAGGUGAUCCCUAAGAA
Messenger RNA from Onychomys torridus (southern grasshopper mouse), 984 nucleotides. It is a transcript of the gene Fam229b, whose product is annotated as family with sequence similarity 229 member B. The record is from RefSeq and is a predicted model, not a curated record. The transcript is spliced from 4 exons. Lineage: Eukaryota; Metazoa; Chordata; Mammalia; Rodentia; Cricetidae. The coding region runs from base 257 to 499 and encodes 80 amino acids.